This is a messenger RNA of Schistocerca gregaria, 3046 nucleotides long. It is a transcript of the gene mbf1, whose product is annotated as endothelial differentiation-related factor 1 homolog. The transcript has 5 exons. The coding region runs from base 1478 to 1918 and encodes 146 amino acids. Gene Ontology annotation, molecular function: DNA binding. Gene Ontology annotation, cellular component: nucleus. NCBI's taxonomy places the organism in Eukaryota, Metazoa, Arthropoda, Insecta, Orthoptera, Acrididae. The record is from RefSeq and is a predicted model, not a curated record.
AUAUAUUUCAAAGUAAGUAUAACUCAGGCCACAGUCCAUGUAAUACGGAAGAUACAACACGAAGCACAGAAAUAAUGGAGCAGGCUGUGGACAAUCACCAAAAGGAACACAGGACGUUUUUAUAACAAUAUUCAAUUGAAACCGCCGAGGAAACCGUUUUUUGACGGAGUCAGAAAGAGCAAACGGCACCAGAGCUCUGUAAUAAGAAAGCGACUGGAUGUUACCCUAGUCACCUUUAUAAAAUUAAAGUUGUUGACUUGGCUAAGUGCAGCCAAGAAAGUGAAGAAGGGGCCGACUUAUAUCAUUUAAUAUUAGCAUGCAACGAAUAACAGAUACCAAACGAAAUAAUAUCGCAAAUUGAACUAGCUGAAAAUUCCAGUGUCGACAUCUACGACUGCCAUAUUAUAGGAAAGUAUCUGAAAGACGCAUACUUCAAUAUUCAGUCACAAUUGUUUCGAAUGGUUACACAUGUUUGUCACAUUGACAUCUAAUUUCAAUUUGUUAUGGACGGAGUACAUCAGGAUACGUAAGCUGUAAAUUUUAAAACUUGACCUGUGUGUAAACAAAGUAUUUGGUUGAUUUCACCGAAAAGAAAUUAAACUUUCUUUACGAAAAACCUUGAUGGUGACAUUCCGUGCCGUUGGCGACCUGUGUGAAUGCCGCCCUUUGAACUGUGUUGUUGAAUGUUAUGAUGUGACGUGGCAUGACAUUUCGUUUUUUCAAGUGCGAAUUGGCCUUGAAAGUGAAACUACGUAGCGCAGUGGAAACAUUCCUGUGAAUUCGAAUUCUUGGUAGGUCCAGAGCAAUAAUUGCGACCCUUUCACUCCGUCCCGUAUAUAUUUGUAGACCAGCUAAAAACGAGACCAUGUUAUAAAUAAACUACGAAGUGAAUAACAAUUUUAAGAAUCAUUAUCUCAAGCAGUAGGCGAACAGAAACCUAUCAUUAUUAAAAUAUGGAAUCCUGUUGUCAAUGGAAUGAAUAAAAUGGUAGGCAUUCAUUCGAUUUAUUUUUAUAUUCACGUAUUAUCGUUCUUGGCAUUGCUCAACAGUGAAGUAAUGUUGCCACAACAGCACCAAAUGUGCGCUCCAAGAAGCAACUAUAUGUUGACAGUAAUGAAACGUAUAUAAUGUAGAAGUCUCUACAUCUGUAGUUCUUCCCUAUGGCUUAUGUUUCAGAUACUUCUACACAUACUCGAAAAAUGAAAACUGUGGUGCAGCUCACUUAGAAAUAUUUCUUCAAUAACAGUUCAUUGUAAUACGUAUUGACAGCCGCAACGAGGCUCCUUGAACACGUUUUGGCAAGAGUUGGCUACUCUGCGAUAUACAUUUCAACAGUGUGAUGCAAUGUUAGUAGUCAUUGAAAGGCGAUAAUCUGUUGUGUGGUUUGGAAUAAGUGUCAGGUAAAUUUCUAGCUGUUUGUACAGUUUGCAACGUGGUGAUUAUCAACUUUUGUUAGACUAUUCAGAAGAAUAACACAAUGUCCGAUUGGGAAACUGUUACCGUUCUACGAAAGAGACCUCCAAAGGCCUCAGCAUUGAAAUCUGAACAGGCUGUAAAUGCUGCCCGCCGUCAAGGGGUCGCCGUGGAUACGCAAGUAAAGUGGGGUGCAGCUACUAACAAGCAACAUGGCACAACAAAAAACACUGCAAAACUAGACAGAGAGACUGAAGAACUGAAGCAUGAAAAAGUACCACUGGAUUUAGGAAAACUCAUACAGCAAGGCCGCCAGUCCAAGAAUUGGAGCCAGAAGGAUCUUGCUACAAAAGUUAAUGAGAAGCCACAAGUUAUCAAUGAUUAUGAAGCCGGCCGUGGUAUUCCCAACCAGAUAGUACUUGGAAAAAUAGAAAGAGCCAUUGGAAUAAAACUCCGAGGAAAGGACAAGGGCCAACCGUUACUGCCCCCUGGGACGAAAAAGUAGUUUCGUCCUUGGGGGCACAACUGUACUGCAUGUGUGUGUAUCGAUUGACAAGUUUGUCCUGCUGGUGGGAAUCUACUUCUAGAAUAUUCCUGACAGCUUUGUGUCUUCAGUUUUAAGAGGAAGGGAUGGGGAAAGAUUGCAAUUUCACAACGUACUUUAGUAUGUUCAGAUAGUUGGUUUCUUCCAAAUUUUGUUUUCAGCACAUGUAACGGAAAAAAAUUAAACUACUUAUUUCACUGUUUAUAAUAUAUGAUCAAGUUGUUUCUUAGAUAACAAUUUAAGGGAAUUUUUAGUUUUUUACUGCAAGUAAUCUCAUUUACAUGCAUAAUCACAAUUGCUCUGUAUUUAAGAAAACCAUAAUUUGUUGAAAUAGUCAUGAUGCCUUGUACAGGAAAGACAUGGCUGUAAGGUUGGGGGUAAUGUUUAGGAAGAUAUCCUUUAUAUUGCAGUGAUUCAAAGAUCAGUGUAUAAAUUGGUGCAUUUAAACUUAUUCAGAAGUAUGUUUUGAAAUUUGGUGAAUUAUGUCUUAUAUAGGAACAUAUCUGAUAUAUUGUAAGAUAAUUUCCUAUUAUCUAAUGUACUAAUAUGGCAUGUGGUUGUUUUAGUAUUUGUUUUUAUUAUUCAUUGUGUAUUGUUGAUGGUUUGAAUACCAAUUCCCCUUCUUCAGCACACACACACAAUGAAGAAGAAUUAAGUUUAGAGUAACAGGCUUCUUUCUGACAUGACAUUCCUGAAAAACUUCUUUAAAAAGUUACUCUCAAGUGCAAGAUAGAUCUUUCUGUAAUUCAAAUACAGCUGGUUCCCAGGAAUGUUUAUAAAGUCUGGCCUGUCACCCAUAUUUCAUGGGAGUUUGUUUAAUUUUGGAGACAUAGAUAAAUGAGUCAGCUAAAUGUUUUUUGCAGUUAAUGUUUUAUCUUGUUAGAGUUUCUCAAUUAUUUGUAUACAGAGCUUUUGUUUAAACAAAUAUUAAUGGUAGUUAAAAUAGAAACAGACUGAUGCUGUAGGGUGGAAAACGCAGUGUUGUAUCAUGCUUUUGAUGUCCAUUAUUUGAUAACUGUUUAAUUUGAAAGUUUUCUUUAAGUUUGUAUUUUUAACACAUGUUAUAAAUUGACUGGACUGCUAUUACAA